UAACGCGAACUCCCACAAGUGCCGAACACACCAACUGUUCGCGAGCUUUUUUGACAGCCGGUCACAGCCCUACCUGCCCCGAUACCUCUUUCGCCCUCAGUCUCUCGUAACUCAUAGGUAGUCCCGGAGAAGUACCAGCCGCUUUGCACCGCCGUAGCCGCAGAGUUCUGGAAAAACUCAUUUUUCCUCGCGAUCUUUUUUGCUAUUGUUUUCAUUGCAGAGCCUGUAUGGAUUCAUAAAUUGAGCGCGAUAAGCGUGUGAUUUUCCGUUCAACAGCGUCGCGAUUGUGGAGGAAGAGCCGCCACGAUAAGGCGCCCCGCCCCGGCAAGGCUCCAGUUGCCGCCAAUUUGGCUGUCAGGAUUCGUAGUGAUGGUUGUGUGGCAAAGGUGCCUCCGUGCGGUUAUUCGGCAAAUUGGCUUAAAGAUUGAGCAAAGUCAGGCGAAUAACGUCAUUUCCAAUUGUACAUUUACAAAGCCUUCUCCUUUACAAGGCCAAUUAACUCUUCAUAGCAGAGUCUGUGGAAUUUCAUCAAUAGGAGUUUUUAGGCCUUCUUACCAAUUCUUCCAGCAUGAGGGGUAUUUUAGUUCAAGGAGCUUGUUAGCUGAUGCUGAAAACAUGGAGCCGAUAUCUUCCCCUUUAACGCCACUUUUGGGACAUGUUGGACAAGCUACCACAAAGGGUUUGGGACCCAAAUCUUCAACGGUUCAGGCUAUUAAGAAAGAUAUACGGCAGAGUCCAAAGAAGGUAAAUUUAGUUGCUAAACUGGUCAGAGGAAUGCGUGUUGAAGACGCUCUCUUACAACUGCAAGUUUUGGUUAAAAGAGCUGCAAAGACUGUUUAUCAGGUCAUCCACUCGGCCCGUGCCAACGCAGCACAUAAUCACGGUCUCGAUCCGGAUAAGCUCAUUGUCGCUGAAGCUUUUGUUGGGAAGGGGAUUUAUUUGAAGAGACUGUCUUACCAUGCAAAGGGAAGGUCCGGGAUAAUGGUUCGGCCUAAAUGCCGCCUAACGGUGGCGGUGAGGGAGACGACACCGGAGGAGGAGGCCAAGAUUGCUAAGCUGAGGGUCAUGAACUACAAGAAGCUCACAAGGAAGGAGAAGCAGCUUGUUCCUCACCAACUUAUUGAGAUCACACCAAGGUGGAGCAGGAAGAAGAAGGAUGAGGCUGCCUAAUCUUCUCAGAUUAGCUUUCUUCUUUUUCCAUUGUUCUGUAUCAUGAGGUUUCACAUGCUUGUUUUGAAACAACAUGGUGAAGGAAGCUUGUGUAACUUUUAUUUUUAUUUGAUUUGAGAGAAGAUUGUCUAGCGGCUAGCAUCUCUUCCAUGGGUCUCGCAUGGUUGUUUAAGCUAUGUUAGUUUUUUAGCAUUUGUUGUUAGGGGCAUUUACAUACAUAACACAUAAUUCUUAUGG
Phalaenopsis equestris is the source of this 1407-nucleotide messenger RNA. Its product is annotated as 50S ribosomal protein L22-like. Gene Ontology annotation, molecular function: structural constituent of ribosome. The transcript has 7 exons. Gene Ontology annotation, cellular component: ribosome; mitochondrial large ribosomal subunit. Gene Ontology annotation, biological process: translation; ribosome assembly. The record is from RefSeq and is a predicted model, not a curated record. Lineage: Eukaryota; Viridiplantae; Streptophyta; Magnoliopsida; Asparagales; Orchidaceae. The coding region runs from base 370 to 1170 and encodes 266 amino acids.